UUAGAGCCUGGAAGAUUAUUUAUGUUUGGCAUUAACUCUUCUGGUCAUAAUUUCAAGUGGAGAGAAAAGGAAUACACAGGAACCCUCUUAUUAUCUUUUGAAAUAUGAAGAUCACAGGAAAAGAAGGGUUUAAACUGGGGAGUGAUGGUCCUUAAAACCUGUCUGUACAUUAACUGGCAUCCUACCCCUAUAAAAACAACAAGGCUUUCCAGGCACAGUGUGGACCUCGUGAGCUGUUAGCCUUGCUUUGAGAUCUGAGUUUUUAUACACCGCAGGAGGAAACUGCAGCCUGUGGGGCAGGGUACCUAUACAAAUGUUGGAUUGAUACAUUGGGAGCUAAAUUCAGGAAUUAACACUCCACGGGUGAGGAAAAACAGAAGCAUGGACAGCACUAAAGACAAUGAUAAACUACCGAAGAGGAUUACAUUUCCAGGAUCUGUGUCCCUGGCUAACAGCCACGUGCACGCCCAUGGGGUACCCCUGAGAGAGCCCUUUGGGGUUCCCUUCCACCUGGACCCAUCUUACUGGGAGCAAGCCUACAGCGGGCACACAGGCCGCAUCUCCUACCUCCCAUUUCCUGGCUGCAUGGGCAUCUAUGACUAUUCCUUCGAGCCUGCCUUCAUUCGCAAGAGGAACGAGAGGGAGAGGCAGCGGGUGCGCUGCGUCAACGAGGGCUACACGCGCCUCAGGGAGCACCUGCCCAAGGAAUUGGCCGACAAGCGCCUCAGCAAAGUGGAGACCCUGAGAGCUGCCAUAAGCUACAUCAAACACCUGCAGAGCUUGCUGGACUGCCAUCCCUUAGGCUCUUCCAGUAAGGAAACGCUCUCUGCCAAGGAGAGCCCGGGAACUCCCAGUCCGGCUUCCCUGCGGGAGUGCAACAGCGAUGGAGAGUCCAAAACUUCUCCAGCGUCAUCCCCCUACAGUGAAUUUGAGGAGAUGGGCAGCUAGGUCUCCUCUCUGGACUCAGAAAGCUUCAAGACUGGCUGAAAAGCAAUUUCAAACCCUGGGGAAUUUUCUACGGGUGAAAAUUAAUAUCAGGGAAAGCAAAAUCAGAUAGGGAAGGCAAGAAAAAAAGGGUAUUUUUAAUCUGUCAAAAGACUUUAAAUGUUUGCUGAAUAAAACUUAAACGUGAUUUGUGAACAAACAGAUAUCUCGCAGGUUGCUUCAGCUGUGUUACUAAGCUUCCUUUGGACUGAUAAAUUGGAGCAACAUUUACAUUCUACUUUUCAUUCAGCUUUUAUUAUGUGCUAUUUUCUUUUGCCUUUCACUUGAGACAGUAAAACCAGAUAAAUCAAUUUCGGGGAAUUCCCCAUCCCUUUUUCCUGCUUUGUCCAGUGAAUUUUACUGUCUGUUUUUCCUGACUGCUAACCUGAGAUGCACUGCACUGCAAACACUUGGACUGGGGGAGGUAAG
Molecule: messenger RNA, 1413 nt
Organism: Zonotrichia leucophrys gambelii
Lineage: Eukaryota; Metazoa; Chordata; Aves; Passeriformes; Passerellidae
Gene: ASCL4
Product: achaete-scute family bHLH transcription factor 4
Exons: 1
Coding region: 382-948 (188 amino acids)
Biological process (GO): regulation of transcription by RNA polymerase II; developmental process
Molecular function (GO): RNA polymerase II transcription regulatory region sequence-specific DNA binding; protein dimerization activity; DNA-binding transcription factor activity, RNA polymerase II-specific
Source: RefSeq, a predicted model, not a curated record